GAGAGUUUUGGUUUACUUCUGUGAAACUUUGCUCUGACGUUAAACGCAACACAGAGCUGCGCGAGAGGACUACGGCGCUGACUCUACAGCGCGCGCGGUUAUCAAAACUUCAAGAUAGGACAAAAUGAAGCGACUCCGAGUCGUGCUUCUGACCGCGUUGCUAUGGCAAUGCUGCCAUGCCCAGCAGAGAGGACUUUUCCCGGCUGUGUUGAACCUGGCGUCCAUGGCCGAUAUAUCCGCUAAUGCUACCUGUGGUUCACUGGGUCCAGAAAUGUUCUGUAAGCUGGUGGAACAUGUACCUGGCCAGCCUAUUAGAAACGCUCAGUGUCGAAUCUGCAACCAAAAGAGUACAAAAGCAGUUUUUCAGAUUGCCUAUAUAAUCAUAAAGGCAGCCAACUCACCUCGCCCAGGUAAUUGGAUCCUAGAGCGUUCAAUAGAUGGGGUGACCUUUGAUCCCUGGCAGUACUACGCCAUCACAGACACAGAGUGCCUGACGAGGUUCAACAUUUAUCCACGGACAGGACCUCCAUCCUACACCAGGGAUGAUGAAGUUAUCUGCACGUCUUUUUAUUCAAAGAUUCACCCUCUGGAGAACGGAGAGAUCCACACAUCUUUGAUCAAUGGUCGGCCCAGUGCAGAUGAUCCCUCCCCGACCCUGCUGAACUUCACCUCCGCCCGCUACAUCAGGCUGGUGUUUCAGCGAAUCAGAACGCUGAACGCCGACCUCAUGACUCUGACUCUCCGGGACCCGAGAGAUGUUGAUCCCAUUGUGACGAGACGGUACUAUUAUUCCAUUAAGGACAUCUCCGUUGGAGGGAUGUGUAUCUGUUAUGGCCACGCCAAAGCUUGUCCACUCAACACUGUUACAAAGAAGUUUAGCUGUGAAUGUGAACACAACACAUGCGGGGAGAGCUGUGAUCGUUGUUGCCCUGGUUACCACCAGCAGCCCUGGAUGGCAGGAACCUUCCUCACUCGACAUGUCUGCGAGAAGUGUAACUGCCACGGCAAGGCGGAGGAGUGCUACUUCAAUCAGACAGUAGCAGACCUGUCACUCAGCCUAAACAUCCAAGGUCAAAACAGAGGGGGUGGAGUCUGUAUUGGUUGCCGUGACAACACAGCUGGAAUCAACUGUGAAACAUGCGUUGCUGGAUUCUACAGACCCAGCGGGGUGAGCGCUGAGGAGGAGAAUCCCUGCAUCCCCUGCUCAUGUGACUCACAUGGUUCCAUCAGCCAAUCAUGUGUCCCAGAUUCAAGCCAGUCCACGCCCAUUCAGCCAGCCGGGUCAUGCUGGUGUAAGGAGGGUUUUGGGGGUCUGCAAUGUGACAGGUGCGCUGUCGGUUAUAUGGGCUACCCGUCCUGCCAGCGCUGUAACUGCAGUGUGGAAGGAAGCACCAACGAUGACCCAUGUGUAACACCCUGCGUGUGCAAGGAAAAUGUGGAGGGGGAAAACUGCGACCGCUGUAGACUGGGAUUCUACAAUCUCCAAGGUGACAAUUGGCGUGGCUGCGAAAAGUGCUCCUGUAUGGGUGUUUCCAGUCAGUGCUCUGCCUCCACAUGGACCUAUCACAAUGAAACAACUCUGACAGGCUGGCACCUGCUUGGAGAAACCGGAGGAAGAGUUUGGUCCGUUCACAGACAGACACCUCCAUAUCUCAGCGUCCGACACUCAGAUGUUGUGAGGGAUCUUGGCUCCGCCUACUACUGGAACGCACCUGGACUAUACCUGGGAAACAAGCUUUCAGCCUAUGGAGGGAGUGUGGUCUACACGGUAUCUUAUACUACAGACCAACAAGAACAAAUGGCCAUUAGAGUCACCUCACAACCUGACAUAAUCAUAGAGGGAAGCGGGAUCAAGAUUAUUGACAAAAGGUUUGGCCAGCCAGUGUACCCGUCCUCGCCAAGCACCAAUCGCAUUGCUCUCCUUCCAGAGAACUUUCUGGUUUCAGAGAGCGCACAGCCGAUUAGCCGAAGGGAUUUCCUGUCUGUGUUGGCCAAUGUGACCCGUGUGAUGGUGCGGGCCUCUUAUAGCACAGAACCCAGCGCUGUGUACAGGUUAAAUUCCCUAUUCUCAAGCGGUAGCCCCCCCUCGGCCGGGGAGAGAAGGGAGCACACUGUAAAAAGCUGCUCUUGUCCUCCGGGGAUAUUUUGGGAAACCCCCUGUGAGGCAUGUAUUCCUGGAUUUCGGAGGGUUAACGGGAAUCUCUAUAACGGUGUAUGUGAAGCUUGUCAAUGCCAUGGACACGCUACACAAUGCCAUGACAUCACAGGACACUGCCUGGACUGCUCCCACCACACUACCGGCCCCUUCUGUGAUACCUGCCUACCCGGUUUCUAUGGCAACGCCACCCGUGGGUCACCUGCAGACUGUCAGCCCUGCGCCUGCCCGCUCAAUCUUCCUAAUAACAAUUUCAGCCCCACCUGCCACCUAGGUGAAGAAGGGGAGUUGCUAUGCGACCAGUGCCAGCCUGGAUACACAGGACCACGAUGUGACAGAUGUUCUAAUGGAUACUACGGCCAGCCCAGUGUAUCAGGGGGAUCCUGCCAGCCCUGCGAUUGCAACGGAAACCUUGACCUAUCCAUAUCUGGGAGCUGUGAUCCAAUCACAGGCCAGUGUCUGCGCUGUCGUCAAGGUUAUGGUGGCGCGUCUUGCGAAAGUUGUGCUGACGGCUACUACGGAGAUGCCAUCACAGCAAAAAACUGCCAGUCCUGCCAGUGCCAUACUAAUGGCUCUGUAUCUGAGGUCUGCAAUAAGGAGACUGGACUGUGCCAGUGCAGAAAAAAUGUAGUCGGACAACAGUGUGACGAGUGCAUACCUAACUGUUGGUGGGAUGCUGAGCGUCAGGACUGUAUUCCCUGUCGCUGCAGCCCUCACGGCUCUAUGUCUCAGCGCUGUGACAUUGAGGGCCGCUGCAUCUGUCGCCCCGGCUUUGUGGGCCGACAGUGUGACCUGCGUCGCCAAAGUUACGAGAGGCGGGAGACCCGGAGGCCAGUGGAACAUGUUCCCAUAGAAGCUGUUCAGCAGAGAUGGGGGGGGUCCUCCCGCACGGGGGGUUGUCCCAGGGGCGCGUACAGGCCUAAGACAGGGCCUCAGACUUACGGCAUUAGCACAGGUGGAGUCUGUGCCCCGUGUCACUGUAACUCGUUCGGUUCCAAGUCGUUUGACUGUGAUGAAAUCGGUCAGUGUCGGUGUCAGCCGGGCGUCAGCGGACCCAAAUGUGAUCGAUGCUCACAAGGAUUCUUCAACUUCCAGGAAGGAGGCUGCACACCCUGUCAGUGCAGUCAUGUGGGGAAUAACUGCGAUGCUAACACAGGACAGUGUAUCUGUCCUCCAAACACCAUCGGUGAGAGGUGCGACCUCUGUGCUCCCAACCACUGGGGCCACGAUAUCAUAACUGGAUGCAAGGCUUGUGGCUGCAGUGUGAUCGGCUCAGUGAGCCAGCAGUGUAACAUCAACACAGGUUGCUGCAUGUGUCGCGACUCCUUCAGAGGAGAGAAAUGCAAUGAAUGUCAAAUUGGAUACAGAGACUUUCCUCAGUGCACCCAGUGCAAGUGUAAUGUCGCAGGAUCGGACAGCCAGACCUGCGACCUGGAGAGAGAAGUGUGCGCCUGCGCCGAUCGAACGGGAAAGUGUAGCUGCAAGGCAAAUGUGAAAGGAGACAACUGUGAUCGCUGUAAGCCAGACACGUUUGGCUUGUCGGUACGAAACCCACUUGGCUGCAGCAACUGUUACUGUUACGGACUGACACGCUCUUGCACAGAGGCACAAGGGCUCAUCAGGAUGUGGUUAACACUGAAGCCCGAGCAGACGGUGCUCCCCCUGGUGGAUAAAUCCAACACUGUGGAGACGAGGAGAGGAGUGAGCUUCCAGCACCCUGAGAUCCUCGCUCAUACAGAGCUGGUCACCUCAACUCUCUCUGAACCCUACUACUGGAAACUGCCGGAUCAGUUCAGAGGCUCUAUGAUCACAGCAUAUGGUGGGCAGUUGAAAUAUGCAGUGUACUACGAGGCCAGAGAUGAAACUGGUCCUUCCUCCUAUGAGCCUCAGGUCAUUAUUAAGGGGGGUCCUAACCGCAACAUCCUGAUGACACGCCACAUACCUGGACUCCAGAUUGGUCAGCUGACCCGCCACGAGAUCGACAUGACAGAGGUAAAGCAAGGAGGGAAUAUUUCAGAAAUCAGUCUAACCGUGGCCGAGGAAGGCAGACCAACCAAAGAGAGCGAGAAAGCACAUCAGAUAGAGAAGUGUGAUUGUCCAAUCGGAUACUCUGGACUUUCCUGUGAGGAGUGUGCUGCAGGUUUCUACCGUCUUAGCGCCAGUUCCCUGGCAUCUGCUCCAGCGUCAGGAGUGCCCACCGCUACCGGCAUGGGCAGUUGUGUUCAGUGCCAAUGCAGUGGGCACUCUUCCACCUGUGACCCUGACACAUCCAUAUGCCAGAACUGUCAAGACAACACUGAGGGUGAUAGGUGUGAACGUUGCGCUCCGGGAUUCUACGGUGUGGUCCGAGGUUUCCAUGACGACUGCAAACCUUGCGCCUGUCCCCUCACCAACCCAGAGAACAAUUUCAGUCCAACCUGUGUAACUGAAGGAUUUGAUGACUACCGGUGUACUGCCUGUCCUGAGGGAUAUGAGGGCCAAUACUGUGAGAGGUGUGCUACUGGUUACCAUGGUGACCCUCGGAUGCCAGGGGGCCGCUGCGAGGAAUGUAAGUGUUCCUUGUGGGGGGCGCUGCCUGGACCAUGUGACCCUGUCACGGGCCAAUGCCGUUGCAGGGUCGGGGCAUCGGGAAAGUCGUGUGACCAGUGCAUGGACAGGCAUGUGUGUGGACCAGCUGGGAUUAUCUCCUGUGAUGAUGAGUGCUCGGGUCUGUUGAUCAGUGAUAUGGACCGCCUGUAUCGCAUCAUCACUGAAGUCACCCUGACCACACCCCUCCCACCACCUUAUAGGGUGUUGUACCGCUUUGAGAACAUGACAGAGGAACUCAAGCACAUGCUGUCCCCUCAGAGAGCUCCGGAGAGAUUACUGCAACUGGCCGACUCCAACCUGGGAUCACUGGUUGUUGAGAUGGACCAACUACACAGCAGGGCCACUAAGGUGUCUGCUGACGGAGAGCAGGUUGAGGAUGAUGCUGACAGGAUUCAUAAACGAGCUGAGGACCUGGAGCAGUUCAUCAGAGAUACACUGCUGGGAGCUCAAGACCUCCAGUUAAAGGCUGCCGACUUGAACCAGACUCUCUCACGGAAAGAUGGAACUCCAGACAGAAGCCUGAAGGACAUGAAGGAUGAGAUCCAGGCCAUGCUAGCCGAGAUGAGAAAACGACAGCUGGGAGGGAAGAAGAGUAUCGCCGAGGAAGAGAUGGACCUAGCAGAGGAGUUGUAUCAAAAAGUGAAAAGAUUAUUUGGUGACCCCCAUCAGGCCACGGAAGACCUGAAAGCAGAGAUAAAAGAAAAGCUCUCAGACCAUGAGGGGAAGCUCCAGGAGGCCCAGGAUCUACUGCACUCUGCCCAAGAAAAGACCAGGCAGGCUGGUUCACUGGCUGACCAAAACCAAGCUAACCUUACAGCCCUGGAGAGGAAGCGCUCUGCAGUGAACGGGGUGAAAAAAGAAGCACAGGAGGUCCUUGGAGAAGGAGAACGUCUACUGGAUGAAGCAAACCAGCUUUCUGACAACAUCAACAAGGAGAUAGAGGACUUGGAGGAGAUGGAUAGAGAGCUGGGUCCUCUUCAUAACCAGCUGGAUGAUAAAGUCAGUCACCUUACCAAUGGUUUAAGUGACGGCCGCCUGGCUAAUCUCGUGCACGAUGCAGAGGAACACGCAAAGCAGCUGAACGAAUCUGCUGCCAUUUUGGAUGGUAUUUUGGCUGAAGCUAGAAAUCUCUCCUUCAACGCAACAGCUGCCUUCAAGGCCUAUAGCAACAUUAAAGCAAAUGUCGAUGCAGCAGAGAAAGAGGCGAAGGCAGCCAAACAGAGGGCAAGUGAGGCACUGGCACUGGCUUUAGAUCCAGAGGUCCCAGUAAAGGAAGCAGCUCAAGGUGCCCUUCAGAAGAGCAACAGAUUGCUGAACCAAGCUAAACAACUUCAAAAUGAUGUCAAAGAGAAUGCAGAUGGUGUGGCCGGGCUGAAGGGCAGAGUUAAAGCAGCGAGAGACAAAACCAAAGACCUGCUGAAGGCUGUCAACGGAACCAUGGCAACGCUCAACGCUAUCCCCAAUGACACUGCUGCUAAGCUAGCAGCCACAAAGACUGUAGCAGCAGAUGCUAACGCCACGGCCAUAGACGUCCUAGAGCGUCUUGGGGAUUUGAACCUGCGAAUCAAUGGCCUACAGAGGAACUACAGCGAUCUGGAGGACACUGUUAAUGCAGCCAAUCAGAUGAUCCAGGAUCCAGAGAAAAACACCAUCAUCCACGCUGCAGGAGCUAAAGUUAAGGAUUUAGAGGAUGAAGCUGACAGGCUGUUGGAGAAGCUGCAGCCAAUCAAAAAGCUGCAGGACAAUUUGAGGCGAAACAUCUCACAAAUCAAGGAACUGAUCAAUCAAGCCAGGAAACAAGCUAACUCUAUCAAAGUAUCAGUGUCAUCGGGUGGUGACUGUCUUCGUAGUUAUCGACCCGAUAUCAGGAAAGGGAGGUACAACACCAUCAUCCUUCACGUUAAAACGACCACACCUGAUAACCUGCUCUUCUACCUGGGGUCAGCGAAAUAUGUUGAUUUCCUUGCCUUAGAGAUGCGUAAGGGGAAGGUGAAUUUCCUCUGGGACGUGGGUUCAGGUGUGGGAAGGGUCGAAUAUCCUCAUCAUACUAUCCAUGAUGGGAACUGGCACAGAAUAGAGGCAUCUCGUAAUGGGUUGAAUGGCACCAUAUCAGUAUAUCCUCUGGAAGGCUCUAUGGCUGGUAUGAUGCCGACCCCAGCCAGUGCCAACUCGCCCACAGACUACACCAUCUUGGACGUCGACCAGAACGCCUACCUGUUUGUGGGAGGAAUACUGGGCACUGUCAAGAAAGCAGAUGCAGUAAGAACAACAACAUUCACAGGCUGCAUGGGGGAGACUUUUUUGGACGGUAAACCUAUUGGACUGUGGAACUACAGAGAGAGACAGGGAGAUUGUAAAGGAUGUGUUGUCAGCCCCCAGCGUUCAGAUGGAGAGGGGACAGUUCAACUGGAUGGUGAGGGCUACGCCGCAGUGGGACGACCCACCAGGUGGAACCCCAAUGUUUCCACCGUGACCUUCAAGUUCCGCACAUUUUCCUCUGAAUCCCUACUCAUGUAUUUGGCUACUGAGGAUAUGAAGGACUUUAUGUCCCUGGAACUGUCGGAAGGAAAGGUGAAGGUGAACUUUGACCUCGGAUCAGGGGUUGGCAGUGCCAUAUCAGCUAACCGCCACAAUGAUGGACAAUGGAAAUCUAUCACCAUGUCACGGAACAAGAAACAAGCCACGGUGAAUAUAGUGGACAUCGACAGCGGUGCCGAGGAGAAGAUAGUGGCCACGUCUCAGGGUUCAGCUGCUGGUCUGAACCUCAAGGAAAACCAGAAGAUCUAUUUUGGAGGGCUGCCUACCAUUGGAAACUAUAGCAUGACAGCCAGGUCAGAGGUCACUCUGAAGCGGUAUGCUGGCUGUCUUCGGGAGAUUGAAGUCUCCAGGACUCCAUUUAAUCUCCUCAGCAGUUCAGAUUACACUGGGGUCACUAAAGGAUGUAAUGUAGAGAACCUGUACACAGUCAGUUUUUCUAAACCGGGAUACAUGGAGCUCAGUGGCCUGUCGCUGGCGGUCGGCACAGAGAUCAGUCUGUCCUUCAGCACUCUGGCAGACACUGGGACCAUUUUGCUGGCCGUAGGUGGAGCUUCACCAAUCAGCCAACAGGCCCGGAACACAAACAUCCUCAACUCCAAAAGGAAACGCAGACAGUCUGGAGAGCCCUACGUCUCAGUCAUGCUGAACAAAGGCUCUCUGGAGGUCUUGGUGUUUACCGGCAGCCACAGUCCCCGUCGUGUCAUCAGACGACCUGAGCAAGGCUUACUGAAUGAUGGGAGAGAGCACUCGCUGCGCAUUGAGAGGCUACCUGGCAGAUCCUUUGCAGUUCAGGUGGACGAGGAGGCAAAGAGGGAGGCAGCGCUUCCCAACGACCAGCCAGUGAGCUUGCAACGUGUCUUUCUCGGUGGUAUUCCUGCAGACGUAGAGCAGACAUCCAACAGAGCCAACAUCCCUUUCCAGGGAUGUAUAUGGAACCUCAUAGUCAACGCUGUGUACGUAACAUCUUUUCUAUUUAUGCGGCCAGGUGUAUAUUUAUUAAAACACAGAACUGUUUCCCCCGGGCCCUUUUUCCUUUUUAGAAUGCUGAAAUUGGCCCAAAGGGCCCCCAACCCCGGCCCCCCGGGGCCCAAAACCUUUUCCUCUUCGCAAAGAAAGAGCCGGGGAAGGGAAAAAGGAUCAAAGCCGCUCCUCCCCACCAACCCACCCAAACCUUUAAAACCCCCUCUCCAGGCCUCCCGCCUGAUUGGAGAGCUGUGUGCUUGUCAUAAACACUGUCGCCAUUCUGGCUCUGUGGCUGCCACUAAUCCUCCUUCCUUCCCCCUCCCUGACGCUGACGCACCGCAGGAGACCACGCCCCCUGCCACACCUGCUGCCACACCCCCUGCUGCUGCAACCCCACCCACUGCUAAACAGGAGCCCAGCGCUGAUGUGGAUUCAUGUGCAUCAGCUGUGGCCCCGACAGCCCUGGAGAAGGCCUUUCAAUUUGGACUGACCAGGAACAGCCACAUGAGCUUUGCUUUUGAUGACACCAAAGUCAGAGAGAGGCUAAUAUUGGAGUUUGAGCUGAGGACGAAGGAGCAGUCUGGUCUGGUUCUCUACAUGGCAAGAAUCAACCAUGCUGACUUUGUUACCAUACAGAUCAAGGACGGGCAGGUCUGUCUGGGUUAUGAUCUUGGUCAUGGAAACAUAUCUGGCUGCGUCCCCUUCUCCAUUACUGAUGGGAACUGGCACAAGAUACGUGUGAGUCGGAUCAAGCAAAGAGGUCUACUUACGGUUGAUGGGCGAUACAGUAAACAGAUGAUCAGCCCAAAGAAGGCUGACCUGUUAGAUGUGGUGGGAAUGCUGUAUGUGGGUGGAUUACCACAAAACUACACCAGCAAGAGGAUUGGGCCGAUUCUCUACAGUAUAAAUGGAUGUGUCCGUAACUUUAAGAUGGUGGGAGGUCCUGUGAGCACCAAGGCAGCUGCUACAGGUCGCCCUGAGGCCUCCAUUGAGGACUUUAAAUUGAACAUGGACACACCCACCUCCAGUCACAUGGUAGGAAGAUGCUUCGUUGCCAUAGAGACGGGCACCUAUUUUGACGGCACUGGCUUCCUGAAAGCAGUCUCGUCUUACAGAGUGGGUCUGGAUGUGUCGAUAGCAUUAGAGUUCAGGACCAGCAGAACCAGUGGAGUGCUUUUGGCCAUCAGUAACCAAGCCAACAAUGGACUGGGACUAGAAAUCGUUGAAGGCAAGCUGCUCUUCCACGUAGACAACGGAGCUGGACGGAUCACAGCGGAGCAUGUGCCUGAGGGCGAGGGCUUCUGCGACGGUCAGUGGCACUCCGUCAUUGCCAAGAAGCUUCGGCACAGGUUGGAACUGGUGGUCGAUGAGAAGGAGAGUAAAGCAGAGAGUCCCAACCCGCGCUCCAACACGUGCGAUACCAACGACCCCAUCUAUGUCGGAGGAUAUCCAGCUGGAGUUCGACAGGCAGCUCUCUCUACCAGCACUUCCUUCAAAGGUUGUUUAAAGAACCUGAAGAUCACCAAGGCUUCCAAGACUAUGGAUGUGCAGUUCAACAAGGCUCUAGAGAUUAAAGGAGUCCAGCCUCUCUCCUGUCCUGCUGUAACUGCGUAACCGUUAGCAUAGAGCUUCACCUUUGUUGUUUCCCUAUUACAGUAGUACGUCCAGAACCUGCACUGGGCACAAUGUUUAUAUAUCAUUGUGUUGGCCAGGUGCUGAGUCCAAAAAGUAGGUCAUAUCUUUCAAGCCCAAGUUGAAUUUUUAUUAAGUACAAAGGCAUCAAGUUUCUCUGCUAAACAGCUUCAUCCUGCAUUAGAAAAAGAGCUUCUAGAACAGUGGCCAAGCGUCAGGGAGAAGAAACACUGAAUGUUUCAAAUUCAAGAAAAAACUACUGAAAGCUCCUAAAAACAACAGGAAAUGAUCUGGUCAUAAUUCUGCCAUUUUACUUCCUGCAGUUUACCAAUACUGUUACAGUUAUGCUUUGAAUAUGAAAAUCCAUAAAAUAUUACUUAGACAGGGGUUGCUUGAGAAAAAAAGUUUGGAAACCGCAACUAUAUGGUUAGUUUGAUUGAGUCAGGCUUAAAUAUGACACACACCUGUGUUACCUUGAUGCCUUUGUACCUGAUAAAGAGCAAAAUUCCUUGUAUUUGUUUAAACUAACUUGGUCGUUUAAGUUGUUUCUGCAUUGUUUUAAUUUCUAAAUUACAAAUGUCUAAACAGCAUGAAAACACCUAUGUUUUGCUCUUAUUUGAGGCUUACAACAUGCAAAGUUAAAAUUUUCAGUAUGAGACCCUGACUUAAUGUACGUGUAAGGAUCUGGUCAAUAAAUCUUAUCAUGGCUACAAAUUGAGGUCUCAGUGUUUUAAAAUGUGUUUUAUAGUUUUUAUAUGAAGAAAGAUUUUAGUUUUAAUAUCUGUGCUAUGGUUACAUAUGCUCAGGGUAUUCAAGCUAAUAUUUUGGUGAUGAUGCUGUGAUUAUUUAGACAUUUAAUCAGAUUUGGUUUCCAGAGAAGUCCCUCUUGAAAAGGUAGAACAUGGCAUGUUGAGUACUUUAGUUGCAAUGUUUACCUUCUCACCCUCAAGACAACAGAUGAAGUUGGACUUCUGUUCAGCCCUCUUUAAAGCAACAGAUACAGCAACCCGUGAUCUUCAGAGAUCUUAAAAUUACAACAAGAAAACCGCUGAUCCAAUGGUUCUAAAGCCAGAUGCCUGUAUUUGUGUGUUAUGUUUUGCAUGGUGUGGCUGAAAAAAUGCUUCAGCAUCUUUCUGAAAUAUAUUCCUAAUGCCAU
Etheostoma spectabile (orangethroat darter) is the source of this 11033-nucleotide messenger RNA. RefSeq names its product laminin, alpha 2 (gene lama2). Gene Ontology annotation, biological process: animal organ morphogenesis; cell adhesion; regulation of embryonic development. Bases 125 to 9859 code for a protein of 3244 amino acids. The transcript is spliced from 73 exons. Gene Ontology annotation, cellular component: basement membrane. The record is from RefSeq and is a predicted model, not a curated record. NCBI's taxonomy places the organism in Eukaryota, Metazoa, Chordata, Actinopteri, Perciformes, Percidae. Gene Ontology annotation, molecular function: signaling receptor binding; extracellular matrix structural constituent.